GAAAUGUAUAAACAUAAUUUAUUUGCUAUUGCAUAAUAUUGCAUACUAGUGAUCAAAGUAGAUGCUUGCUGCACCACCGAUAAACAGUGAAACUCCAACGCCUAAAGUCAUCUUUGUUCCAACGGGACUUUCAUACCAAAAUUUCAUAGCUAAAGGGCGGUCAAUUGAUUAAUCACUCAAUUAAUAAUAGAAACAAUUCUAAUUUUUGAUUGUUUUUAUUUUU
Messenger RNA from Clunio marinus, 223 nucleotides. NCBI's taxonomy places the organism in Eukaryota, Metazoa, Arthropoda, Insecta, Diptera, Chironomidae. The record is from the annotation of a GenBank genome assembly.